Messenger RNA from Lolium rigidum, 678 nucleotides. Its product is annotated as auxin-responsive protein SAUR50-like. NCBI's taxonomy places the organism in Eukaryota, Viridiplantae, Streptophyta, Magnoliopsida, Poales, Poaceae. Bases 68 to 457 code for a protein of 129 amino acids. The transcript has a single exon. The record is from RefSeq and is a predicted model, not a curated record. Gene Ontology annotation, biological process: response to auxin.
CAAGCCAAUAGCCAACCAUCAGCAGCCACAAAAGCCGCCGUCUCUUCGGCUCUCGAUUCGACCAGCAAUGGAGGAGCAGGGCAGGGCAAGCAACAAGAUCAGGGACAUCGUGCGGCUGCAGCAGCUGCUCAAGCGGUGGAAGCGGAUGGCGGUGGCGCCGGGCGGCAAGGGCUCCAAGAACGGCGGCGGCGGCGUCGUGCCGAAGGGCUCCUUCGCCGUGUACGUGGGCGAGGAGAUGCGGCGGUUCGUGAUCCCCACCGAGUACCUGGGCCACUGGGCGUUCGAGGCCCUCCUCCGGGAAGCGGAGGAGGAGUUCGGGUUCCGGCACGAGGGCGCGCUCCGGAUCCCCUGCGACGUCGAGGCGUUCGAGGGCAUUCUCCGGCUCGUCGCCGGCGGCAAGAAAGACGCCGCCGGGACGUACGACUGCUCCUCCGAGACCGAGAUCUUGUGCAGAUGACGGCUGACGCGAUGGACUCGUAGGAGUUCUUGCUUUGCUGCCUGCUCUGAAGAUUCAGUCGGAGAUCUUAAUUCUUUUUUUCCUCUCUCCUUUCUUGCGUUCUCCCGUUCUUUCUUCUCGGUUUUAGCUGAAGAAAGGGGAAGAGGUUGCGGCUAGUUUGGGUCUGUAAUUUGUACACCGGGAAGUGACGAUAAAGGAUUGUUCUAAUCUAAUCUUAGGCA